UCUUGACGCAUGACGUUUUUCCUGCUUCAAGUUUUAAUUUAGAUUGCUUGACUCCGCCAAAUUUUAAAUAUUUUUUGCAAAAGAUUGUGCUAUUAUCUUCCUAAAAAGAACAUAAUGAUUACCGUGUGAAAAUCGGAUAUUAUUCCCCUUGAUUUAACUACAAUUGCUGUGAUGGAACAAGAAAAACGGGGCACUCGUGAAGGUAUCGAAAAGUUUGAUAUAAAACUGAAAUCUAAGCCAAAGGAUGGAGUCAUAUUGCAACUUCAUCACACCGUUCGGGGCUCCAACGGUGAAAGUCGAAGAAUUCGGUUUUCUACAGGUACUUUUGACGAUUUACACGAGAAACUUGCUUGUUCAGAUAAUAUUGGUAACUUGUUUGUCCUAGACUUUUCUGACCUCAAGUUUUGGAAACUGACUAGUAUUGGUCCAUGCACAGCAUUACAUUUUGUGCCAAAUAAAUUGGAUAUGCUUGUUGUUGCUUCAGCAAAGAAGUAUGAAAUCAACUUUCUUGAUAUUGAGAUGGGUACCACAUCCCUUACACUGACAGGCCACACAGCACCAGUCAAGCACAUAUCGUUUUCAAAUAAUAAAAUAAAUAAUAUGCUCACAGGCAGUCAAGUUGAAGCCAUAUUAUGGGAGCUGAGAAAUUAUACAAAAUUUUUCACUUUAAAUACAUACAUGGGGGCACAAAUACAGCAAAUUAUGUUUACACCUGGAGGUGAUUACCUUGUAGCAUGUUUCCAAAAUGAUACAGUUCAAAUUUGGAAGCAUGAAAGUAUGAAAUCAGUCAAACAAAUCAUACCUAAUGAAUUAAAACACAUGAAGAAUAUUGCAUUCACUAUGAAUGGUCGAGCUAUGGCCAUGGCAGGCUUGGCUAACACAUUGAUACUAUUUAGUAUGGACACCUGGAAAGCUCUGAAGUCUAUUGAUUUAUCAAAAUAUAAUAUAUCUGGUGCGCUCCAAAUAGCCUUCAUACCUCAAGUUUUUGACGGUGGUGCAAACAAAAUCCUUGCCAUAUUAAGUAGUGAUUGUGUACUCCGUUUGCUGGACUUGGAGUCUAUGUCAAUUGUGUACAGUAUACAACCAGAGUCAUCAGAAAUACGUAAAUUCGUUAUUAGCCCCACAGGUAAAUAUUUUCUCUGCAUCUUACAACAAGGUGAAGUAAAUAUUUACAACACAUCAUAUGUAAUGGAUUUGGCACAUGUUGCUACCGCUGAACACCCUAUAAAACAGGAAUUACCUGGUACUUCUGCUCAUAGAAGUCAAAUUCAUGAGCCUUCACCCUCAAAAGCUGAAGUAGAACACAAAAUGCGUAUCUGUAUGGACAGUGCUAGGCUUAGGAGAAUACUGAUGCAAUAUGGAGAAUACCCUGACAAGUUCAGGUCAAUAAUAUGGAGAUCACUUCUUAAUACCCCAAGAAACAAAACUGCAUACUCUGCCUUGGUAGAAAAAGGUAUUCAUCCAGUGUACAAAGAUAUUGAAAAACAGUUCACUAUUCAUAGUUCUGUUACCCUCAAAAGUCUAAAAAGGCUGUUGUCUUGUUUAGCUCAUUGGUGUCCUUUGUUUGGAGUUAUGAAGUUUCUGCCUGGGUUUGUGUUUCCAUUUGUGAAAGUUCUACAGAAAGAUCCACUAUUACUUUUUGAGAGUGUAGCAACUGUGCUGCUGAACUUUUGCCAGCUGUGGUUUGAGUAUGCGCCAUUUCCACCAAUCAGCAUUCUGGCAAUGAUUGAAAACAUACUGGGGGAACAUGAUCAACAACUUUUGGAUCACUUCUGUGAAAUUGGAGUCACUAGUCAAACCUAUGCACUGAAGAUAUUGGAAACAGCCUUUAGUGAAGUGUUGACCUGCUCUGAAUGGUUAAUCUUGUGGGACCACAUAUUGAGCAAUGAACCCGCUUUUAUAUUGAUGGCUGUGGUUUCUUACAGUGUAGUUCAGAAAAAUGCCAUAAAACGCCUUCAAUCACAUGAACAACUAGAAAACUUUUUUCACAUGCAAAAUCCCAUUUGUAAAAAAGCAUUCUUAAAGAAAGCAUACAUCCUUUUGAAUGAAACCCCUGAUGAAAUACAUCCCAGAAGAUUUUUCAAUAGCUUUAUGUCUUUAGAAAAGGGUGAAUGUUACCAACAAUUCAGUGGCUAUCCAAAAGCAACUAUUUGUCUCAAACUUGCUAAAAAAGAAAGAAAGAAGGCGAGAGAACACGAAAAGUAUACUCUGCGAGAUCUAACGACGAAGAGUCAAGAGAAAAUAAUAAAUGAAACGUUAAAUUGUCAUUCAGAGUCAGGGAAUAGUGGAGAAGAUGACGACAGUGUUGAUGAUUUCUAUGCUGGUGAAAAGUAUCUUAAGAAACACAUGAAGCCACAUCCCGAUAAUCUAAGCAAGGGAGAUUACAAACCACAUGUAAGGGAAGAACUAAUUGAUAGCAUCAUGUACCCUGCAUCUGUCAAUUUGAAAUACAAAGGUCAUUCCGAUACAAAACCUAGCAAGAAAGACAAAGACAACAAUAUCUGCAAACAGUCGUCCAGAUCAAAAACAAAGAAAAAGACACAAGAGAAAAAGAACGAUACCUUAGAAAGAGAAGUUGAAAAAUUAAUUAAAACCUAUACAAAUACAGAUUUUUCAGAUGCGUAAUGUUGAUAAUGUUCGUAUUGUAUGUUGCGUAUUUUUUUUAUUGUGUAGGAAGGAUACCAAAGGAUUUUAAUGCUAACUCAUAGAAUAUUUUAUUAGUUUAUCAAGAUUUGACGAAAUGAAUUUAAUUUUGUAAUAAAUAGUUUUGAAAUUG
This is a messenger RNA of Pectinophora gossypiella (pink bollworm), 2776 nucleotides long. RefSeq names its product TBC1 domain family member 31. Gene Ontology annotation, molecular function: protein binding. The record is from RefSeq and is a predicted model, not a curated record. Gene Ontology annotation, cellular component: centrosome. NCBI's taxonomy places the organism in Eukaryota, Metazoa, Arthropoda, Insecta, Lepidoptera, Gelechiidae. Bases 172 to 2625 code for a protein of 817 amino acids. The transcript has a single exon.